AUGGCGUACAACGGCGGCCAUAAUGAUGGCUACAAUAGCCAUGGCAUGCAGGACCUCAGCCAAAACCCAGCAGGCUACCACCUGCCUCCUGAGAACGAGCAGGACGACGAAGCACAGCGAUCCCUUCUGAGUCAGGGCUCGACCAUGUACGAGCAAGACCGCCUCGGUGGCGCUGCCAGCCCUCCUGCCCGCCCCGUCUCCGCAUACAGCUUGACCGAGUCCUACGCCCCCAAUGCCGGCACCACCGUGCCCGGCCAGGGCCCCGCCGGCGGCUACAGCAACGAGUACGGCGGUGCCGGCGGCUACGGCGCAGAGUUCCCAACCGGUGACCCGGGCCACCCGCCCUCCACCGUCGGCGACGAGGACAGCUGGCUCAACCGCCAGCAGGUGCCCUCUGGCGGCGGCCUGGGCCGCUCAAAGACCAGGAGGGUCAAGCUGGUCCAGGGCUCCGUCCUGAGCAUCGACUACCCCGUGCCCAGCGCCAUCAAGAACGCCAUCCAGCCCAAGUACCGCGACGUCGAGGGCGGCAACGAGGAGUUCACAAAGAUGCGCUACACCGCCGCGACCUGCGACCCCAACGACUUCACCCUCAAGAACGGCUACGACCUGCGGCCUCGCAUGUACAACCGCCACACCGAGCUCUGUAUCGCCAUCACCUACUACAACGAGGACAAGGUCCUCCUCUCCAGAACCCUGCACGGCGUCAUGCAGAACAUCCGCGAUAUCGUCAACCUCAAGAAGUCCACCUUCUGGAACAAGGGCGGCCCGGCCUGGCAGAAGAUCGUCGUCUGCAUGGUCUUUGACGGUAUCGGGAAGACGGACAAGAACGCCCUCGACGUCCUGGCCACCAUCGGUGUCUACCAGGACGGUGUGAUCAAGAAGGACGUCAACGGCGAGCCCACCGUGGCCCACAUCUUCGAGUACACCACGCAGCUGUCCGUCACCCCCAACCAGCAGCUCAUCCGGCCCCUCGACGACAGCCCCCAGACCCUGCCCCCCGUGCAGAUGAUCUUCUGUGUCAAGGCCCAGAACAGCAAGAAGAUCAACUCCCACCGUUGGCUGUUCAACGGCUUCGGCCGCAUCCUGAACCCCGAGGUCUGCAUCCUGCUCGAUGCCGGUACCAAGCCCAGCCCCAGGUCGCUGCUCGCCCUGUGGGAGGGUUUCUACAACGACAAGGACCUUGGCGGUGCUUGUGGUGAGAUUCACGCCAUGUUGGGCAAGGGCGGCCGAAAGCUGCUUAACCCGCUCGUCGCCGUCCAGAACUUCGAGUACAAGAUCUCCAACAUUCUGGACAAGCCCCUGGAGAGCGCCUUCGGUUACGUUAGUGUGUUGCCCGGUGCCUUCUCGGCUUACCGUUUCCGCGCCAUCAUGGGCCGGCCCCUGGAGCAGUACUUCCACGGUGACCACACGCUUUCCAAGAUUCUCGGUAAGAAGGGUAUCGACGGCAUGAACAUUUUCAAGAAGAACAUGUUCUUGGCCGAGGAUCGUAUCCUCUGUUUCGAGCUGGUCGCCAAGGCCGGCCAGAAGUGGCACUUGAGCUACAUCAAGGCCGCCAAGGGUGAGACUGACGUGCCCGAAGGUGCUGCCGAGUUCAUCUCCCAGCGUCGACGAUGGCUCAACGGUUCGUUCGCUGCCAGUCUGUACUCGUCCAUGCACUUUGGCCGUAUGUACAAGUCUGGCCACAACAUCAUCCGCAUGUUCUUCUUCCACGUCCAGGCACUGUACAACUUUGCCAACUUGGUCUUCUCCUGGUUCUCCCUCUCCUCCUACUGGCUCACCACCUCCGUCAUCAUGGACCUGGUCGGCAACCCCCAGGCCCAGGACAACGCGGCUGCCGAUGCUGUUGGCUGGCCCUUCGGAAACACCGUCACGCCGUACUUCAACGCUGUCCUGAAGUACCUCUACCUUGGUUUCGUCAUCCUGCAGUUCAUUCUGGCCCUGGGUAACAGGCCCAAGGGUUCCCGGUACACCUACAUUGCCUCCUUCUGCGUCUUCGGUCUCAUCCAGCUCUACAUCCUGUUCGACUCUGGCUACCUGGUCUACCGCGCCUUCCACGGUGGUCUUGGCCUUGACACGGACAACACUGGCGACUUCCUCAAGAGUUUAUUCGGCGGCGAGUCCACCGGUGGUGUGCUGCUGCUUGCCCUGUUCACCAUCUACGGAAUGUACUACCUGGCCUCGUUCAUGUACCUGGACCCAUGGCACAUGUUCCACUCGUACCCUUACUACCUGCUGCUCAUGUCGACCUACAUCAACAUUCUCAUGGUCUACGCCUUCAACAACUGGCACGAUGUCUCCUGGGGUACCAAGGGUUCCGACAAGGCCGAGGCGCUCCCAUCUGCCAACAUUAUCAAGGACGACAAGGGUGAUGGCCCGGUCAUUGAGGAAGUCGAGAAGCCACAGGAGGACAUCGACAGCCAGUUCGAGCAGACUGUCAGGCGUGCGCUUGCUCCCUUCAAGGAGGAGCCCGAGGACGACAAGCCCGACCUGGAGGACGGUUACAAGUCUUUCCGAACGGGUCUGGUCGCAUCUUGGCUGUUCUCCAACUGUCUUUUGGCGGUGAUCAUCACCUCGGACAACUUCAACGGCCUCGGCAUCGGCACAAACUCCACUGCCCGUACCGCCUGGUUCUUCAAGGUCCUGCUGUACGCUACUGCCUUCCUGUCGAUUAUUCGUUUCAUUGGUUUCUGCUGGUUCUUGGGUAAGACCGGUAUCAUGUGCUGCUUUGCCAGACGGUAA
Molecule: messenger RNA, 2739 nt
Organism: Diaporthe batatas
Lineage: Eukaryota; Fungi; Ascomycota; Sordariomycetes; Diaporthales; Diaporthaceae
Exons: 4
Coding region: 1-2739 (912 amino acids)
Cellular component (GO): cell septum; cell periphery
Molecular function (GO): chitin synthase activity
Source: RefSeq, a predicted model, not a curated record